AUGGAUUAUCGAAAUGAUUUCGAAUUCGAAAUCAAUGGCUUUAAUGAAUGGCUGAUUUUCACCGUCUAUACUUACACUUGGAUAAUAAACGAGAAGCCGAAAUUGAUGCUCGACCCGUUGGCGCCACUAAUGAGCUACGUGUCGAGCCAUCCGGAAGAGUUUUGCGAGGCGCCCGACGAAAAAGAUCCGUGUGUUGAAAAUGGGAAAAUUGCGCGAACAGCGCCAAAAUCGAAAGAGCGUCCGAUUAAGCCUAGUCGAGUUCAACACUCGCCGACUUCAACAUUCUCGACGACCGUGUCGAUAACCUCGAGUUCGGCAUCAUCGAGUAGCUCGGCAAUGGCAAUUCAGAAAUAA
Molecule: messenger RNA, 354 nt
Organism: Caenorhabditis bovis
Lineage: Eukaryota; Metazoa; Nematoda; Chromadorea; Rhabditida; Rhabditidae
Source: the annotation of a GenBank genome assembly